UUUCAUAGCCAGAGGGAGGGACAGAGAGAGUGGGAGAGAGAACCUCUACUCCCUCACACACUCACACACACACGCAGAGUCCACAAAACUCAGAAGAAAAUAAAUUAACAAAAAAAAAAAGGAGAAGGAAAGCUAGCAAAGUCCCUCUCUUAACCAAAAAAAAAAAAAAGCUAGCAAAGUCCCUCUCUUAACCAAAAAAAAAAAAAAAAAAAGCUUUAGGGGGUUAGAAAUUGGGUAUCAAAUACUUUUUGAGGGUUUUAGAACAGGAAUUAGGACUGGAAUUUCUGAUGGGGAAGGGUUCGAAGAGCAAUUGCAAGUCGGCAUCGCACAAGCUCUUCAAGGACAAAGCGAAAAAUCGUGUGGAUGACCUGCAAAGUAUGUUCAUGGACCUGCAAUUUGCAAGGAAAGAAAGCCGCACGAGUGAUGCGGCGGUCUUGGAAGAACAAGUCCAUCAGAUGCUCCGUGAAUGGAAAGCGGAGCUCAACGAUCCCUCUCCAGCAUCGUCUUUGCAACAAGCUGGUAGUCUUGGGUCUUUCUCUUCCGACAUUUGUCGGUUGUUGCAGCUUUGCGAGGAGGAAGAUGACGCCACUAGUCCAUUGGCUGCACCAAAGCCUGAGCCUAACGAUCAAGGCUUCCAAGUCGGAGAAAGCGUGGUUUUUAAUAAUGAGGGGUUUAGCAUGAAUCAGGUGCAACAGGAACAUGACUUUCCACUGGUUGAAUGCAAAAACUCUACCUCAGGGGUUGGCAAUGUUGCAGUUCACAAUAUGGAAGGGGCUAAUAGUUUAGACUUUCAGCAGUUUGAUAUGCAUCAAGACUUUGGGAACCACUACUAUACUGGUUUUAGUGGUACAGGUUUGUGUGCGGAGGAUGGGUUGCCUCAUAUUUCUAGCUAUCUACCUAGUAUGUGUCCUCCGCCUUCUGCUUUCUUGGGCCCAAAAUGUGCACUUUGGGAUUGUCCAAGGCCUGCCCAAGGAUUGGACUGGUGUCAAGACUAUUGCAGUAGCUUUCAUGCUGGUCUGGCAUUGAAUGAAGGACCACCUGGCAUGGGUCCAGUCCUACGACCUGGAGGCAUAGGCCUGAAGGAUGCAUUACUCUUCGCUGCACUCGGUGCUAAGGCGCAAGGAAAAGAUGUUGGUAUCCCAGAGUGUGAGGGAGCUGCAACUGCAAAAUCUCCAUGGAAUGCACCGGAACUUUUUGAUCUAUCAGUUCUGGAUGGGGAAACAAUUAGGGAGUGGCUCUUUUUUGACAAGCCUCGAAGAGCAUUUGAGAGUGGUAACAGAAAGCAGAGGUCAUUGCCAGAUUACAAUGGAAGAGGCUGGCAUGAGUCUAGGAAGCAAGUGAUGAAUGAACAUGGAGGGCUGAAGAGAUCUUACUAUAUGGAUCCACAACCCUUGAGCAAUUUUGAAUGGCACCUUUAUGAGUAUGAGAUCAACAAGUGCGAUGCAUGCGCAUUAUAUCGAUUAGAAUUGAAACUUGCUGAUGGGAAGAAAGGCUCCAAGGGGAAAAUAACAAAUGAUUCAGUUGCUGAUCUGCAAAAGCAGAUGGGAAGACUUUCUGCUGAGUUCCCUGCUGAGAACAAACGCUCUGUUAAGGGAAGAACCAAAGUUAAUGCAAAGGUUGGUGCGGAAAAUGUUUAUUCAGCUCCAAAUCGUGUGGGAGCAGCUAAUGGGAUGUAUGAUACCGGGCUAGGUGCAUCAUACGAUUAUUAUGUGGAAAAUAUAGGUGAGUAUUACCUGACAUGACUGAGGAAACUUGGAUGAGCAUGGAAUAAGCUUCAUGUCGCUAGUUUGGCUUAUAUUAGGCGGUGGUGGGGUCUUCGUGUUAUCACCUAAUUGGCUCAAUCUUCAGUUUUUAUGGUUUUUUGUUUUCUUUUUUUAUCUUUGAUAACAUGAAGUCAAGCUCAUUUUUGGCUCGAUGAAGAUAAUGUGAAUAGCUCAUUCUCGCAUGGAAGUUACUGCAUUAUUGACACCGGAGCAUGUCCUAACCUCUUGGAGAUGGUUACACUUAGAAGUCACCAUUUAGCCUUGGUAAAUUCUUAUUACUAAUUAAGAAAUGGUGAACGCUAGAAGCCGAUAGUGUCACCAGACUACUUUUACAGUAUAGCCUGACUCCUGAGGUCUCAAACAUUUUACUAGCGUUGUAGGAAGUUUGAAGUCUAUGUCCAUGAAUGACAAUAUCUGCAAUGUGUCUGGGUUAUUGGGUAUAUAAUGUUAUCUAUUUCUAGGCCUUAGGAGUAAAUUUUGGAGGGUUUUUUGGUUCUCCCAGCUAUCAACCAAAUAUAUGUAAUGAAUGACAGUUUCGCCGUC
Molecule: messenger RNA, 2306 nt
Organism: Ziziphus jujuba (common jujube)
Lineage: Eukaryota; Viridiplantae; Streptophyta; Magnoliopsida; Rosales; Rhamnaceae
Product: transcription factor VOZ1
Exons: 5
Coding region: 288-1742 (484 amino acids)
Biological process (GO): regulation of DNA-templated transcription; positive regulation of long-day photoperiodism, flowering
Source: RefSeq, a predicted model, not a curated record